AAAAAAAAAAAAAAAAAAAAUAUGAAUGUAUCAAAUUUGAAUUCAGAAAAUCUUUCAAAUGUCAUUUCUAAUAAUAUUUUACCUCGCGUUAUACUUCCUUUCCCUCCAAACAUCACCGCUUAUGAGAUAGCAAAUAAAAGACUUCGGUCAAACAUUCGUUCUAAAGCACCAAACGCGUUUUUUAUUUAUAGAAAAGUAUUUAUGGAUCAUUUAUUAUCUUUAGAUCAUAAAUUCAAGAUGACAGAUGUUUCUAAACUUGCUAGUGAACAUUGGAAAAAUGAAACUCAAGAAGUUAUAACAACUUACAAAAAAAUUUCAAAACAAGUUGAAAAAGAAUUGAAUAAUAUAAGAAACAAAAACUUAGUAUAUGCUAAUGAUAUUGAAAAACAUAAGUUUAUGAAGAGGAAAGAAAGUAAAUCUAUUGGAGAAUGUACAAUUUCAACAUUUUCAAUCAAUGAAAAGAGUUCAACUAAUGAGAUUGAUAAUUCUAAGAACAAAAUUAAUAAUGGAGGGAUCAAUUGUUCUAAACCAAAUUCAAUAAAAAUCUUGAAGUAUUUACAACCGAGAUUAUCUCCAAAUUUUAAUUUCAAUUCAAUUUUAGAUGACAAUAUUA
Rhizophagus irregularis DAOM 181602=DAOM 197198 is the source of this 613-nucleotide messenger RNA. RefSeq lists its product as uncharacterized. NCBI's taxonomy places the organism in Eukaryota, Fungi, Glomeromycota, Glomeromycetes, Glomerales, Glomeraceae. The record is from RefSeq and is a predicted model, not a curated record.